Molecule: messenger RNA, 7048 nt
Organism: Alligator mississippiensis (American alligator)
Lineage: Eukaryota; Metazoa; Chordata; Crocodylia; Alligatoridae
Gene: PCM1
Product: pericentriolar material 1
Exons: 41
Coding region: 227-6649 (2140 amino acids)
Biological process (GO): intraciliary transport involved in cilium assembly; centrosome cycle; cilium assembly
Cellular component (GO): ciliary basal body; centriolar satellite; centrosome
Source: RefSeq, a predicted model, not a curated record
GUCGCGGAAGAGCCUCGCUCAGGCGCAGGUUACUAAGUAACGUGCUGUGCCCCCCCCCCGGCAGAGCAGCGGCGGCCAACAUGGCGGACGUUAGGACUGGCGUGUGAGGGGCCCGUGCAGCGCGGGCCCCUCCCCUCCUCUCCCGCCCGCGGCGCGGCCUGGCCCGGUCCCCGAGGCGCGAGCGCCGGAGCAGCCGCGCAGAAGUAUUUAUUGUUGAUUACACAUCAUGGCAACAGGAGGUGGUCCCUUUGAAGAAGGCAUGAAUGAUCAGGACUUGCCUAGCUGGAGCAAUGAGAGCCUUGAUGACCGGCUGAACAAUACGGACUGGGGAAGUCAACAGAAGAAAGCAAAUAGGUCUUCAGAGAAAAACAAGAAAAAAAUUGGUGGGGAAGGUGAAACAAGACUUACUAAUGACAUAUCUCCAGAGUCCUCACCAGGAAUGGGACGGCGAAAGACAAGGACUCCUCAUAGUUUUCCUCACACCAGAUAUAUGACCCAGAUGUCUGUCCCAGAGCAGGCUGAAUUAGAAAAGCUUAAACAAAGAAUAAACUUCAGUGAUUUGGAUCAAAGGAGCAUUGGAAGUGAUUCUCAAGGCAGAGCAACAGCUGCUAACAACAAACGCCAACUUAAUGAAAACAGAAAGCCAUUCAAUUUCCUAUCACUGCAGAUUAACACUAAUAAAGGCAAAGAUGCUGCUGCAGAUUCACCAAAAAAAGAAAUUGGAUCAUCUCAAUGUAAAGAGUCAUUUGCAUCUUCUCUGAGUAAAGACAUCUUGCAAAAUUGUCAGAUUGCUGCUCAAGAAGAUGGAAGAGGAGAACCUGCUAUGGAUAGUAGCCAGAUUGUGAGCAGACUGGUUCAAAUUCGUGAUUAUAUUGCCAAGGCCAGCUCCAUGCGUGAUGAUCUUGUAGAGAAAAAUGAAAGAUCUGCUAAUGUUGAACGCUUAUCACAUCUCAUAGAUCAUCUUAAAGACCAGGAGAAAUCUUACCUGAAAUUUUUGCAAAAGAUGCUUGCUAGAGAAAAUGAGGAGGAGGAUGUUCGGACUAUAGAUUCAGCUGUGGGAUCUGGUUCUGUAGCUGAGAGCACAUCGCUAAACAUAGAUGUGCAGUCUGAAGCUUCAGAUACCACGGAGAUAUCUUUUAGUCUGGGAAUUCGGCCCUGCAUUGAGGAGAAACUAGGGAUUUCAGCUUCACAAGGACAGGUUUCAGACAUUGACGGUACAGCAAGUCCAAAAAGGAAAGGUGACAGAGCUGCUGUGAAUGGCAGGGAAAUCUGGCCUAUUAGGAUUAAAAACCAAGAAUGUGGAUUACUAUCAAAGGCCAGAGACCCCCAGCAAGAAGCAAAAGAGGAGCUAGAGAAUUUGAAGAAGCAACAUGAUCUAUUAAAAAGGAUGUUACAACAACAGGAACAGCUGAAAGCUCUUCAGGGAAGGCAAGCUGCUCUUCUUGCUCUGCAACAGAAGGCAGAACAAGCAAUUGCUGUCAUGGAUGAUUCUGUUGUAACAGAGACGACAGGCAGCAUUUCGGGAGUAAGUUUGACAUCUGAACUAAAUGAAGAACUAAAUGAUUUGAUCCAACGUUUUCACAAUCAGCUUCAUGAUUCUCAGACUCAACCUGUGCCAGAUAAUAGAAGGCAAGCAGAAAGUCUUUCACUUACUAGGGAAGUUUCCCAGAGCAGGAAUUCUUCAAUAUCGGAUCACUUGUCUGAUGAGAAGGCACAACUUUUUAACAAGAGGAGGAUGCUGCAGGGUAAAAAGCAAAAAAUGGACAAAUUAUUAGGAGCACUUCACACACUUCGUGACCAGCAUCUGAACAACUCAUCCUUUUUUCCUGCUUCUGGCUCUCCUCAAAGGAGUAUUGAUCAAAGAAGUACAACUUCAGCUGCUUCUGCUCCUGUGGGUGUAGUAACUGUUGUCAAUGGAGAUUCCAACAGCCUUGCAUCAUCUGCUCCAUAUCCUCCUGACUCCAUAGCGUCUCAAAAUGAGAGUGAAGAAGAUGAGAAUCUGAACCCAACAGAAAAACUUCAGAAACUGAAUGAAGUUCGCAAGAGACUGAAUGAAUUGCGUGAAUUAGUUCACUACUAUGAACAGACAUCUGAUAUGAUGACAGAUGCUGUGAAUGAAAAUACUAAGGAGGAGGAGGAAACAGAGGAAUCAGAAUGCGAUUCUGACCAUGAAAAUCCACAACCGAUUACUAAUAUUAGGAACCCUCAGGGAAUUGGUAGCUGGGGUGAAAUAAACAGCAAUUCCAAUAUACAAUGUGGAACUAAUAAUAGAGAUGGAAGACACUUGAAUAUUGACUGUGAAAUAAAUAAUCGGUCUGCUGCUAAUAUAAGGACUCUAAACAUGGCUUCAGCUUUAGACUGCCAUAAUAGGGAAGAUGGCAAAGGUAUUGAUGUUCCACAAGGUGAAGAUGAUGAAGCUGAAGAGGAUGCAGCCAGUGAAGCUUCUUUAUCUAGCCAUAGAAGCAGCCUAGUGGAUGAUGCUGCUGGAGAUGCUGAAUUUGAACAGAAGAUCAAUAGACUUAUAGCUGCGAAGCAGAAACUUAGACAGUUGCAAACUCUUGUUGCUAUGGUUCAGGAUGAUGACACUGAACCAGAAACAGCUACUGCUGCUGUGUCUAACAUGGGUGACUUCUUCUUGGGUGAUGUUGAGGAGGCAAAGCAUCAACCAAACAACAUCCGAGCUAGCACCAAUAAGGAUGUAGGACUCAAUGAAAAAGCAAGAGAGAAAUUCUAUGAGGCUAAACUUCAGCAGCAGCAGCGAGAACUUAAACAACUACAAGAAGAAAGGAGGAAGCUGAUUGAGAUUCAAGAGGAAAUUCAAGUUUUGCAGAAGGCUUGUCCUGAUCUUCAAUUGUCAGCUAGUAUGGGAAGUUGCCCAGCCAAUAGACAGACUUCCCCUGCUACUUCAACACCAGCCAUUAAUGAAAAUAGUGCAGCUGGCAAGCCUGUACUUCAACAUGAGGACUCCAUACCAGUGGGCAAUGAGUUGUGGUCUGAGAUGCUUAGACAUGAGAUUUCAAGAGAAGAGCUAAGACAGAGAAGAAAGCAACUUGAAGCUUUAAUGGCUGAACAUCAGAGGAGGAGAGAUCUGACAGAAACCACAUCUACUGUUGCUGCAUCUUUUAGAAGUGAUAGAUCAGAAGCUCAAUGUACUCCUCAACAAAGUAGGACAGAAAAAACAAUGGCUACAUGGGGAGGCUCUACACAGUGUGCUCUAGAUGAAGAGGAUGGAGAUGAAGAUGGCUAUCUUUCUGAUGGACUCGCUCAGGCAGAGGAAGAGGAGGAAGAGGAUGAACAAGAGUCUAUUUCUAAUGGAAACUUCUCUAUGUAUCCCCAUAACAACAUUAAUCCAGGUCCAUAUUGUGUUAAGGAAAAUAAAGAGAGAUGGAAGAAUCGCCGCCCUCUUUCAGCAGAUGGGAAUUAUCGUCCGUUAGCUAAAGCAAGGCAACAGCAGAAUAUUAGCAUGCGGCGGCAAGAAAACCUCCGGUGGAUGUCUGAACUCUCUUAUGUGGAGGAAAAAGAACAAUGGCAAGAGCAGAUUAACCAGUUGAAGAAACAGCUUGAAUUUAGCAUCAAUAUUUGCCAGACCUUGAUGCAGGAUCAGCAAACCCUCUCUUGUCUGCUGCAAACUCUGCUUACAAGCCCUUACAGUGUAAUGCCUAGUAAUGUUGCAUCUCCACAAGUACACCUUAUAAUGCACCAGUUAAACCAAUGCUAUACUCAGCUGACCUGGCAACAGAAUAAUGUUCAGAGGUUGAAGCAAAUGCUAAAUGAUCUUAUGCGCCAACAAGAACAGCAGCAGCAGAAGCCACAAAAGGAAAGAGGAAGCAGUGCACCACCACCUCCAUCACCUACUAUAUUUUGUCCUUUCAGUUUUCCUCCACAACCUAUGAAUCUGUUUAAUAUACCAGGAUUUACUAAUUUUUCUUCUUUUACACCAGGUAUUCAUAUCAACCCUGCUUUUCCUUCUGGUUUUGGAGAUUUUCCACAGAAUGUUACCUCACUCGGUCAACAGCAGCAACCAUUAGAUCAUAAUGCUUCUGGAAAAACUGAAUACAUGGCAUUUCCAAAGCCCUUUGAAAGCAGUUCUUCUAUUGGAGCUGAGAAACAAAGGUGCCCGAGACAACCAGAAGAGGAACUGGAAAAUGGAUCCAAUUGGCCUAAUGACAGCCAGGAAGGAAGAAAAGAAAAACAGUCAUUUGUGAAGACAGGGUAUUCGUUAAAAAAUAUGGCCUCUGGUAAUCACAAAAAUCGGUCAGAUACCAGCAGGAGGAGAAGAGAAUGUGAUGAAGAAUCUUUGGAGAGCUUUAGUAGCAUGCCUGAUCCAGUAGAUCCAACUACUGUGACUAAAACAUUUAAAUCCAGAAAAGCAUCAGCACAGGCCUGCUUGGCAUCUAAAGAUAAAACACCUCAAUCAAAGAAUAAGAGGAGGAGUUCUACACAGCUGAGAAGCCAGGCUAAAAAUACUGAAGGCUAUGAAAGUGCCAGUGCCUCUAGUACCUGUGAACCCUUCAAGAAUAAUAAGAAUAAGCACUCCACACAGAAUGAAGAGGUUGUUCAAGGAAAAGUGUUCAGCAAAAAGAAUCAGGAACAGCUGGAAAAAAUAAUUAAGUACAGUAGAUCUACAGAAAUGUCCUCAGCACAUGCUAGGAGAAUACUGCAGCAGUCUAACAGAAAUGCAUGCAAUGAAGCCCCAGAAACUGGUAGUGAUCUUUCUAUGUUUGAAGCUUUGCGGGACACCAUUUAUUCUGAAGUAGCAACUCUUAUAUCUCAAAAUGAAUCUCGUCCACAUUUUCUUAUUGAACUUUUCCAUGAGCUUCAACUCCUAAAUACAGAUUACUUGAGGCAAAGAGCAUUGUAUGCAUUACAGGAUAUAGUUACUAGACACAUAUCGGAGAAGAAUGAAAAAGGAGAGUGCAUUAAGUCACUGAAUUCAGCAACAUGGAUUGCAUCAAACUCUGAACUUACUCCUAGCGAAAGCCUUGCUACUACUGACGAUGAAACUUUCGAGAAAAACUUUAAUACAGAAGCAUGUAGAGACUGUGAACAAAAUGAUGCAGACAAUGGCAGUACCAUGUCUACAUCUUCAAAUUUUGAACCCUUUGCCACUGAUGAUCUUGGCAACACUGUAAUUCACCUAGAUCAGGCAUUGGCUAGGAUGAGGGAAUAUGAGCGUAUGAAAAAUGAUGCUGAUAGUAUGCUUGACCCGGAGGGCUGCUCUGGUAAUCUUCAGGGUGCCUCUGCUGCUAAAUUAGAAGGUCCAAGUACUGGUGAGAGUCUUUGUGUACCGCAGCCUAGCGAGGUUUCUACUGUUCCAUGUCCUCGUAUAGAUACGCAGCAACUUGACCGACAGAUUAAAGCAAUUAUGAAAGAGGUCAUUCCUUUUCUGAAGGAACACAUGGACGAAGUAUGCUCAUCUCAGCUAUUGACAUCAGUAAGACGUAUGGUCUUGACACUUACGCAGCAAAACGAUGAAAGCAAAGAAUUUGUGAAAUUCUUUCAUAAGCAACUUGGUAGCAUACUGCAGGAUUCACUAGCAAAAUUUGCUGGUAGAAAACUCAAAGAUUGUGGAGAAGAUCUGCUUGUGGAGAUCUCAGAAGUUUUGUUUAAUGAAUUAGCCUUCUUUAAACUCAUGCAAGACUUGGACAACAAUAGUAUUACUGUGAAACAAAGAUGCAAAAGAAAAAUAGAAGCAGCUGGAGUGAUGCAGUCUUAUGCUAAAGAGGUAAAGAGGGGUCUUGAAGUAGACGCUUGCUCAUCUGUGGAAGAUGUUGAUGAAGACAAAGACAAGGAUGAGACUGAAACAGUCAAGCAAGUGCAAGAGUCAGAAACAUAUAAUGGUAGUGAAAUUCCUCAAAGUAUGAAAUCUGAUGCCUCUGAUCAGGAGGAAGAUGAAGAAAGUGAAGGUUGCCCGGUAUCAAUAAGCUUGUCUAAAGCAGAAACCCAAGCUCUAACUAAUUAUGGAAGUGGGGAAGAUGAGAAUGAAGAUGAAGAAAUAGAAGAAUUUGAAGAGGGACCUGUGGAUGUCCAGACUUCACUACAGGCCAGCAGUGAAACUAUGACUGAAAACAAACAGAUUCCUAAAUGUGAAUCUGAUGAGACUCAGGACCAUGAGAUGUUGUCAUCUGAGCAGGAAUCUGUUAGUGCUAAAGACGAACAAGACGUGUCUGCUGUUUUGCCUCACUCUCUCAAUGCCUUGGAGAAUAAACAACAGUUAACAGUCAGUGCUCCAGAAACCCUUACUACUACAGAUAUGACAACAGAGGAGCCAACCCCUUCAUUACCAGUAAAUGAAAUUCAGACAUCAGAAAUAGUGUGUAUAGAAGCCAAAUCCUCUACAGGGAGUCCUGGAAGUUCCAUGGCUGGCAGCCCUGAUACAGAGUCUCCCGUGUUAGUGAAUGAAUAUGAAGGUGGUUCUGGAAAUGUAAGUCAAAAGUCUGAUGAGGAUGACUUUGUGAAGGUGGAAGACUUGCCUCUUAAACUUACAAUGUAUUCAGAGGCAGAUCUAAUGAAGAAAAUGGCAGCAGAAGCCCAGACAAAUAAUUUGUCUGAUGAAAUACUGAGUGGUGAUGGAGCUCAAGGAGAAGAGUUAGUAGGAGAUUCUGAAAUCCUAAAAGAACCUGAAACUGUUGGAGCUCCAAAUGCAUGAAAAAAUAAGCUCAAGAUUCCCCUCCACAUACACAAAUCCAUAUAGAAUAUUGGCAUUAAACUCACUGAAUGUGUAUAAAAUGUAAAUUAGUUUUUGAUGCACAGCCUUUUAGACUAGGUGUGCUAACUUCUGCCCAUGGCAGGUUAACCAGCUGAAACUGAAUCCUUCUUUAUUCAGUCUUGCUGCACUGUUCCUUUUUCUGUCUUAAUCUUUUUUAUUUUUUCAUUGUGAUUUGUUUAGUAAUUUUGAAAUUGUUUAAAACUGUAGUUUUAAAUAAAGUUUUUGGACUUGUCUGUAAACCCUGUUGUUUGAACCAGAAUGUUGCAGCUUGAAGCAACCCUGACCCUGCUGUUUGACAUUCGAGUCACCUGAACAAAGAAAUGCUUUUUAUUCAAGAAA